AUGGUCUUUUCCAUCGAGAACUCAACACCAUCAGCCUCGCCUCUUGGCGGUUCUUCAAGGAAAAGCAUCAAUAAAACAACAGAUAAGACACCUAAGAGAGAAGUCGAUCGAAGUGCAUAUUUCCAAUCUCCGAAUGAUCUUGGUAUAUUACAAACUGUCUUUAUUGUUAGUUAUAUGAUUAUGGCUCCAAUUUUUGGUUAUCUGGGUGAUCGAUAUUCAAGAAAAUAUCUAAUGGCCGCUGGGAUCCUUUUUUGGUCCAUGACCACUUACCUUGGGUCAAUUAUUCCUGCCAAUGCUUGGGGCUGGUUCCUUUUCAUGAGAGCUAUGGUUGGAACUGGAGAGGCUUCUUAUUCAACUAUUGCACCAACAAUAAUUGGUGAUUAUUUUAUUGGCACCAUGAGAACUCAGAUGCUCGGUGCUUUCUUUUUUGCUAUUCCCGUUGGAUCUGGUUUUGGUUAUAUUUGUGCUGAUUUACUUUCAAGAUCAUUCGGAGAUUGGAAAUAUGCACUUCGAUCGACUCCUCUCUUAGGUGUCUUAUCUGUUGUUUUAUUGAUGCUUUUCCUUGAAGAACCGCCAAGAGGCGAGGCUGAUGGUGUUGAGCUGAUGGAAAAAUCAAAUGUUAAAGAAGAUUUAAUUUAUUUAACUAAAGUUCCCUCUUACAUUUGGUCGACGAUUGGAUUUACUUGCGUUUGUUUCACCACAGGAUCACUCUCAUGGUGGGCUCCUCAUUUCAUGGAAAAUGCUUACAAACUUCUCGAUGGAAAAGACCAUAACGGGAUAUCUCUUAUUUUCGGAGCCAUAACUUCAGUCGCUGGUAUCUUCGGCUUCUUGAUUGGAGUUUCUUGUAAUUCCAAGAAAUACAGUCAAAUCAAUUUCUUCUCAACGAAAUGAGUCAAUCGAUUUAAGAUUCAAUCAUAAUGAAAAGUCCAUAUGAAUUCAUGGAAAAGAAGAAUAUGAGAAGAGUAGAAGAAAAUUCUAAUGAGAUGAAAACGAUGGCUCAACUUAUACCCACUCUCAGAGUUUCUUGUGUUCGCUAUUAAUAGAAACUAUUUGAGUUCCAUGUAAGGUUACGAAA
Molecule: messenger RNA, 1075 nt
Organism: Panonychus citri (citrus red mite)
Lineage: Eukaryota; Metazoa; Arthropoda; Arachnida; Trombidiformes; Tetranychidae
Product: protein spinster-like
Exons: 3
Coding region: 1-891 (296 amino acids)
Biological process (GO): transmembrane transport
Cellular component (GO): membrane
Molecular function (GO): transmembrane transporter activity
Source: RefSeq, a predicted model, not a curated record